GAAAUUUAUUCUUGUAUAUGAAGUAUAGAAUUGAAACACUUGAGUUUUUGUAUGAUGUUUUUAUGUUUGAAUUCAUAUUCUUACACUUGUUAUUGUUUAUUUCAUGUGUUAUUCUUUCAUGAAUUGAUGAGCAUAAGAGCAAAACCAAUGAUCCUUUGCCAAAGUCACCUAGAUUGGUAAUAAUGGUCUCAUUAAGGUAAGUUGAUAUUUUUGGAUUAUCACAAAAAUCUACUGAUGAUCUCUCUGCUACUUUAUUGAUCAUUUGGAUUAUAAGGUAAGUUAUCUUUCCAUUAAGUUUUCUUAUCCGACUCCGUCUAAGUAAUUGAUUGCUAACUAUUCAUUUUUGCUGGUCAUUUUGGUUUUAAUCUUUAACACUUCUUGAUGCAUUCUAUUCAACCAUCACUAUAUGCCAUUUGUUAGUACGAAUCAUUUAUACUCUUUUCUAACUUCAACGUUAUCCAUCGUUCUAUCUUUAUCCUUGGUGUUUUCUUUUUUCAAAGCAGUUGUAACUGUACUUGUGAAAUUUCACCAGUGAAACAUUACAGAGAUGCAACCGUCAAAUAGAUAGGAAAAAGGGGCAAAAUUGUGUGUAAAAAUGUUUAUAUAUUCUCUCUUUUUUUCAUCAAAUCUGGCGGUUGAGUAAAUCUAACUGUAAAAUUUUACUGCAACACCGGUGAUGGACUUAGUUGAGCCCUCACCCUAGAAGCCACCUUGUUUUCGUGUGGGUGAUGUUGUCAAUUUUUUUGAAUUACCUUUUAGUCUCUAAACCAGUUAUUUUGUGCAUGUGGCUUAUCCUUUUCUUUUCCAUUUAUAUAUUCAAUCUGCUUAGAUUUUUAUUUUCCCUUUUUUCUAUAAUAAGUCUUUUAUUUUUGGUGCAAUGCUUAAUACACUCACAUUUAUAUCAAGAUUCGAGAUGAAAACGAUAUUUUCUGCAGUUUCUUAAAAUUUCUAAUAGGGUUGUCGAUUUCUUUUCACUUUGUUGUUAUUCUGGAUUUAAAAUCUCCCUAUAAGAUAUUAUUGUUUUUAUCUUUUUGUAUGUAAUGGUGGGUGUCUCAUAAACAGAUUUUGAAGCACGAGUGGCCAGCAAGAUGGCGAAGCUUCAUUCCUGAUGUUGUCUCAGCAGCUAAAACUAGUGAAACAAUCUACGAGAAUUGCAUGGCUAUACUGAAAGUAGGUUUAUCCCUGUUUUCAUUAGAUUUUAUUUCUUAUGUCUAUGACUAAGUUAAAAAAUGUCUGUUCAGCUUUUGAGUGAAGAGGUUUUUGAUUUUUCGAGAGGAGAAAUGACACAGCAGAAGAUAAAAAUGUCAUAUGACUAACUUAAAAAAUGUCUAUUUUUGUUAAUUGAAUUGAAUGAACAGGAUUUUAUCAUCUUAUUUUUGUUAUAACUUGUUCUGUUUCGAUGUUUUGGUAGUGGAAUUUAUGACACUUGAGUUUUUGUAUGAUGUUUUUAUGUUUGAAUUCAUAUUCUUACACUUGUUAUUGUUUAUUUCAUGUGUCAUUCUUUCAUGAAUUGAUGAGCAUAAAAGCAAAAUCAAUGAUCCUUUGCCAAAGUCACCUAGAUUGGUAAUAAUGGUUUCAUUAAGGUAAGUUAAUAUUUUGGAUUAUCACAAAAUCUACUGAUGAUCUCUCUGCUACUUUAUUGAUCAUUUGGAUUAUAAGGUAAGUUAGCUUUCCAUUUAGUUUUCUUAUCCGACUCCAUCUAAGUAAUUGAUUGCUAACUAUUCAUUUUUUCUGGUCAUUUUGGUUUUAAUCAACACUUCUUGAUGCAUUCUAUUCAACCAUCACUAUGUCAUUUGUUAGACACAAUAUUUGCAAAGUUUUGUUCUGUCAAAGACAGGUUGGUAUGCUUAUUGAGCAAGCUUCAAGGACGCCACUGGCACCGUUCAGGAAAAACCACUCCAGCCUUUCUUAUCGAUUGUUAAGUCAAUGAUCCUCAUUGGUGGAGUGGAAGUAAAAACUGACAUGAAGAAAAUUGAGGAACAAGGAGCAAACAUCUUGAUCAGCUGGCCUGGUCGAUUACACGACAUGAUGAAUUGGACGGAUGUUUUGGAUUUCAAAAGUUGAGGUUGCUGAAGAGCUUGAUAAAACAGGAUUGAGGAACAAACAAAAACAACAAAUGGGCAAUGGCAUGCAACAUCAAAACAAAGAGUCUUCAAAGACACAUUUGGUUCUUCACAUUGAGGAAUGGUAGAGAUUAGGAUGCUAACUGAUUAUGCAAGUGAAGAGCCUAAUUUGUGCCAAUGGAUGCAAGAGGAUAAAGAACUGUCUACUCAUGUCCAUGAUCUUUACUACGAGAUUUGGAGAUAUUGAUAAAGAGCUUUAUUUGGUCAGGGGAUAUCACUCAAAGGAAGCUGGUAGUUGUUAGUUGGAAGAACAUGUGCAAGCCUUUUAAUCAUGGUGGUUGUGGCCACAAGUCUUUAUUUACUCUCAAUGAAGCCUCAAAUUUAAAGCUUUGUUAGGACAUGUUACAUUCACAGGAACAUUGGGCUAUAUUACUGAGAAGCUGGGUCUGUAGAGAUAAACAAUGAAUCAAUCACCACAUUUUUUCAUCCUUAUGGAGUAGCUUCAAGUCGGAGUUCUAGCUUUUUACUAUAAAUUUCUGGAAUGACAGAUGGUGUGAUAAACAAUCUUUGGCUCAAACAUUACAAUACCUGUCAAUCUUCAUCAAUUUCUUUCUGCUACUGUUGCAGACUUUAUUCAUGAUCACCAUUGGCAUAUUCCUUUUUGAUCUGGAAGUUAUGUUCCCUAAUCUCAGACACAUUAUUGAUAGGGUUUCAAUCCCAAUGGAGCAUAAGCCUGAUGUAUUCCCCAAACACUUCUUUCCCUCUCAUCGCAUCUCAGUUUUCCUUCCUCUCUCUCAAAUCACAACCAAACACUCAUUUUCCCUCUCUUUUCUCUCCGAUCAAAAUGGCACGUAAAAAACAAACCGCUCGCAAAUCCACUGGAGGAAAAGCACCAAGGAAACAACUAGCAACAAAAGCUGCACGGAAAUCUGCUCCGGCAUCCGGAGGAGUGAAGAAACCUCACAGAUUUCGUCCAGUAACAGUUGCUUUAAGAGAGAUCAGAAAGUAUCAAAAGAGCACAGAGCUUCUCAUUAGGAAACUUCCAUUCCAAAUUUUGGUCAGUGAAAUCGCUCAGGAUUUCAAAAUUGAUCUACGAUUCCAAAGUAGUGUUGUUUCUGCUCUUCAAGAAGCUGCUGAAGCUUAUCUUGUUGGUUUGUUUGAAGAUACUAAUCUUUGUUCUAUUCAUGCUAAGAGAGUUACUAUUAUGCCUAAGGAUAUUCAUCUUGCUCGUAGGAUUAGAGGCGAGAGGGCUUAGAUUUGAUUUGUUAGGGUUUAGUUCUUGAUUAGAUUUCUGUUAUGGUUCUGUUCUUGAUUAGAUUUCUGUUAGGGUUUGAAUCUUGACUAAUCAUGUUCUUGUAAGAAAGUUUCGAUCUACUUUAGAAUGUAAUCAGGUUUUAAUAUGAAUUGA
Trifolium pratense (red clover) is the source of this 3471-nucleotide messenger RNA. RefSeq names its product histone H3.2-like. The coding region runs from base 2800 to 3318 and encodes 172 amino acids. The transcript has 4 exons. Lineage: Eukaryota; Viridiplantae; Streptophyta; Magnoliopsida; Fabales; Fabaceae. Gene Ontology annotation, cellular component: nucleosome. Gene Ontology annotation, molecular function: DNA binding; structural constituent of chromatin; protein heterodimerization activity. The record is from RefSeq and is a predicted model, not a curated record.